ACAACCAUUAUGGAGAUCGUUGGACAAAGAACAACACUCCACUUCAUUGCUUGGCACAUGCCUUAAAUCCUAGGUACUAUAGUGAUCAAUGGCUUGAUGAAGAUCCUACUCGAAUUUCUCCGUACAAGAAUAAGGAGAUCAACCAAGAAAGACUGAAAUGCUUCAAGAAAUACUUUCCUAACUUGGAUGAGCGCAACAAGGUGAAUUUGGAGUACGUAGAUUUUGCAAGUAAAAAUGGGGAUUUUAGAGAAUUUGAUUCCAUUCAAAAUCGAUAUUCAAUGGAUCCUAAGGCUUGGUGGGUCAAUCAUGGUGCAUGUGCACCGAUGCUUCAAAGCAUAGCCUUAAAGCUUCUUGCACAACCUUCUUCUUCAUCAUGUGCUGAGAGAAAUUGGAGUACUUAUUCAUUUGUGCACUCGGCGAGAAGAAAUAAGAUGACCCCAAAACGUGCAGAAGAUUUGGUUUUUAUUCAUAGCAAUCUCCGUCUUCUAUCAAGAAAAAGCCCACAAUAUGCAGAAGGAGAGACUAAGAUGUGGGAUAUUGGCGGAGAUGCCUUUGACUCGUUUGAAGAUGUUGGGGUGCUUGAAGUUGCAAAUCUUUCACUUGAUGAGCCAGAGAUGGAGUCUGUUUUUUUUGCAGAAGAAGUGGAUAAUGUGGAUGAAUGACUUUGUUAUAUUACU
Messenger RNA from Eucalyptus grandis, 677 nucleotides. RefSeq lists its product as uncharacterized. The coding region runs from base 279 to 662 and encodes 127 amino acids. The transcript is spliced from 3 exons. NCBI's taxonomy places the organism in Eukaryota, Viridiplantae, Streptophyta, Magnoliopsida, Myrtales, Myrtaceae. Gene Ontology annotation, molecular function: protein dimerization activity. The record is from RefSeq and is a predicted model, not a curated record.